Molecule: messenger RNA, 254 nt
Organism: Bufo gargarizans (Asiatic toad)
Lineage: Eukaryota; Metazoa; Chordata; Amphibia; Anura; Bufonidae
Gene: NPS
Product: neuropeptide S
Exons: 2
Coding region: 33-254 (73 amino acids)
Biological process (GO): neuropeptide signaling pathway
Cellular component (GO): extracellular region
Source: RefSeq, a predicted model, not a curated record
UUCACGUUGUAUUCAUCUUCUGGAUUUCCACCAUGCACCUCUGGUAUCAGCCUGGAAUGUCCCUGACUUCAUCUGGAAAAUCAGACUACUGCCUCAUCCUGUUGAACAGCUGCCUGAUAGAAGCCGAUCGCAGCGAAGAGCUGGCGUUCCUCAAGCCCUUUCUAGAGAAGUCUUUCAUGAAGAGGUCCUUUCGGAACGGCGUUGGAUCAGGGUUAGGAAUCAAAAAAAACUUUUUCAGAAGGUCAAAAUCCUAA